AGCAAGAUUUGUUUAUAUUACAGAACAACGACCUGGUGUUAACUUGUUAUGGAGGAAGAUGAGUAUACUGGGAGUGGCGGGAGCACCCCAGUGCAGGAUGAGCCCAUGUAUAUGGACGGGGAAGGAAUCCAAGAGGAGAUGAUGAAUAUUGAUCAUGCCAAAGACAAUGACUCUGAUGUUGGGAGUGAAGCGGGUUCUCAGAGAGGUGGGAUUAGGGCUGAUGAUGAGGAUGCAGAAUAUGUAAGUGAUGGAGGAGAAGUGGAAAGGGAGGAGGUCGAACAGGAUAUUGUGGAGGAUGAUGAGAUGAAUUCUGGAGAUGAGGGUCCAGCCUCUCCUGCCAGUAGAGAUGGGUCAUAUGAUGGAAGUCCUCAAGGCUCACCAGACGGAGAAGGGCCAAUGUCUCCUGAAACACCCCCGAUGUCCCCAGGUAGUGGACCAGCCUCUCCAGAAGACAGUCCCCCUGCAAGCCCUGCCCCAAGUGGCAGUCCACCAGGGUCACCAAUGGGAAGUGCUAGUCCCCCAGGUUCACCUAGCGGACCAGCAUCUCCUGCUGGCAGUGGUAGCCCUCCAGGAUCCCCAUCAGGAAGUGCACUAGGGUCACCAAGAAGUCCAGCAUCACCAGCAGGUAGUGCUCCUGGUUCACCAGCUGAAAGUGGAAGUGCUCCUGGUUCUCCCAGAGAAUAUGAAAGUCCUCCAGCCUCUCCUACAGAAGCUGCUAGUCCUCCUGGUUCACCAAAUGCUUCCCCAAUGUACUCUCCUGUUAACAGUGGUCCUGCUUCACCAUCAGGGAUUGAAAUUCCAGUAAUGUCACCAGGAAGUGGGCCUGCUUCACCUGCAGGAAGUGGCAGUCCACCUAGAUCUCCAGCAGGAAGUGGCAGCCCUCCUCAAUCUCCAGCAGGAAGUGGCAGUCCUCCUCAAUCUCCAGCAGGAAGUGGCAGUCCUCCUCAAUCUCCAGCAGGUAGUGGCAGUCCUCCCCAAUCUCCAGCAGGAAGUGGCAGCCCUCCUCAAUCUCCAGCAGGCAGUGGCAGUAUGCCAGGAUCACCAACUGGAAGUAGGCGGUCUCGGAGUGGAAGUCCAGCUUCAAGAUCCAGAAGUCGAUCUGCUAGUGGAAGUCGUCGUUCCAUGUCGAGAAGCAGAUCUCGCAGUGGAAGUCCAGCAUCUCGUCGCUCUCGAUCACGAAGUAGUAGUCGGGGUUCACGUUCACGAUCACGAAGUGGAAGCAGGGGCUCUCGUCGCUCAGGAAGUGAAAGUUCUCGUGGAUCUCCCGCUGGACGGCGUCGCAUAGACUCUGAUAGUGAGGAUGAAGGAGCAAAGAAGUCAUUUAAAAAGAAAGCGAAAGGAAGUGAUGAUGAAGAUGAUAGUGACAAAGAGUCAGAAGUAGGUGAACUGAUCGCAGAUAUUUUUGGAUCAAGUGACGAAGAGGAAGAAUUUGAGGGUUUUGGUGAAGAGGAUGUAGAAGCUGCUAAUAAGAAAAAGGAAAAGAAAAAAUCUACAAUUCUGUCUGAUGAUGAGGACGAAGGGGGAGAGCAAGUCACUGGAGCAGUGGACACAAAUCAGGGUGCACAAGACAACUCUGAUGAUGAAGUAAAUCGAGACAAUGAUGGUGCAGGGUUUGUAUCCGACUUUGAACUGAUGAUGAUGAAAAAGAAAGAAGAAAACAGAAAGAACAGGAAGAAGAGGAAAGACUUUGACAUAAUUAAUGAUAACGAUGAUCUUAUUGUGGACAUGAUAAAAAAGAUGAAGGAAGCGGCAGAGGCUGACCGAGAGCUGAACACACAAAAGAAACCAGCCACGAGAAAACUCAAAUAUCUGAAGGAUGUUAAUUCUCAGUUAAAAAAGUCAGAUUUACACCUAGCAUUCCUUGACUGUGGAGUGUUGGCUGCUAUGACUGAAUGGCUAGCCCCUCUACCAGAUAAGAGUCUACCACAUCUCCAGAUCAGAGAUACCUUUUUGAAACACCUGCAAGACUUUCCUUCAGUGAGUAACGAGGGCCUGAAGGCCAGUGGUAUUGGAAAAGCUGUGAUGUAUUUGUACAAACACCCACGAGAAACCAAGACAAAUAAAGAACGCUGUGGCAAACUCAUAAAUGAUUGGUCACGUCCUAUUUUCAAUCUCACUUCCAACUAUAAGAUGUUAUCUAAAGAGGAACGGGAGCAGAGAGAUUAUGAACAGUUGCCAAAGAGAAGAAGAUUAAGUACGGAGGGAAUGACGCCUAGGAGAGACAUAGACAACGCCUUAGCUGGAGAUCAACAGGCCCUGCGUCCAGGUGAUAAAGGCUGGAUUAUGAGAGCAAGGGUUCCAAUGCCCUCUAAUAAAGAUUAUGUUGUGAGACCUAAAUGGAAGGUCGAAGAGAUGGUCAAAUCAUCCAGAAAGAAAGAUAUUACAAGAUAUGAAAAACAUGCAAGGUCAUUUGCUGAAAAGAAGAAGAUUGGAAAAGGCCAGCGUGCAGUGACAAUAAGCAUUGAAGGGAGAAAAAUGGCUUUAUGAGAGAGUGUUCAUCAUUCAGUUGUCAGAGACGAGAUUGUAAAAGAAAGUGUGAGUCUUUGAGUGGAGAAAGAUCGGAUGUGUUUAUCAUUAUGUGGGCAAAAAUGGAUUGAUGAAAGAAAGUGUGAAUCAUUGAAUGGAGAAAGAAUGGAGAAUGUGUUAAUCUAUCAUUAAGUGGGCAGGGAGAAAGAGAGUGUGAAUCACAGGAUGGAGAAAACGUGUUUAUCAUUAAGUUGAGAAACUUCUGAGAAGAUUUGAUUGUGGAGAGAGAGAUAAAUCAUACGCCGAGAAAAUGUGUUUAUUAUUCAGUGUAGAAAGACAGUAUUACUAGAGACUGUUAAUUGUAGAGGAAAAAAUAAGUGUUAUUUGAGGUUUGAUAAAGAAAUUUUGUAACCUGUUGGUUUGAUGUUGUAUCAUAACCAUUUCUUAGGUAAUUAUGUACAGACAAGUCCGGAUUAGUAGCUGUUCAAUUGCUAUCCUAUUCAUCCGACUGUAAGAUUGUGUGUGGUAGCAGACACAGACAUGUUUAUUACGUUUCUGCUUGAUUACCAAUAAAAGUUCUCCGAAGGUCUUUUAAUUAGCCGACCCAUGGACUUUGACCCAGAGCUAGUGUGUUACCCCUUGGUAUCUAUCAAUAUCGGAUAGACAUGGUAUAACACCGUUGUUUAAGCAAUAAAAAACAUACGACACUGAAAUCAGAUUCACUAAUUAUAGUAAAACUAUUACAUUUUUUCUUCAUCAUUUAGAUUUUUUCUGUUCAUCUUUUAUACGUUAUAUGUCAGAGAGCUGUUUUUUGAAGCUGCUUGUUUCAAGAUCUUUUGAUAUGUUUGAUGAAGUAAAUAUGGGAAGUGCUUACCAUAGUUUUAUCUUGUUAUUAGGAGCGUUUAUAGUAAAAUCACUGUGGUAAAAUUUUCAUGCUUUUGUUCCGCCAUAAAUGAUUCCAGCCAAGCCAAAAGUCAGGUACAAAAUCAGAAUUAUGCUUUUUGUAGGUACUGGUUAUCUAACAAAUUUAUUUUUUUAUCCUUAUUUCACCAUUAAUGACUCAUUGCUAGAUAUGUAAUCUCCCCACCAUAGAAAACAUGCUAUGUUACAUGGUUAAAUCCUUGAUACACCAUUAAAAUCCUUGAUACAACAUUCAUGACUCAUUGCUACAGUACAUGGUUAAAUCCUUGAUACACCAUUAAUGACUCAUUGCUACAGUACAUGGUUAAAUCCUUGAUCCACCAUUAACAACUCAUUGCUACAGUACAUGGUUAAAUCCUUGAUCCACCAUUAACAACUCAUUGCUACAGUACAUGGUUAAAUCCUUGAUGCACCAUUAACGACUCAUUGCUACAGUACAUGGUUAAAUCCUUGAUGCACCAUUAACGACUCAUAGCUACAGUACAUGGUUAAAUCCUUGAUACACCAUUAACGACUCAUAGCUACAGUACAUGGUUAAAUCCUUGAUGCACCAUUAACGACUCAUUGCUACAGUACAUGGUUAAAUCCUUGAUACACCAUUAACGACUCAUUGCUUCAGUACAUGGUUAAAUCCUUGAUGCACCAUUAACGACUCAUUGCUUCAGUACAUGGUUACAUUUUUAUUCCUGAUUAAAUCAAGAAAACACCAGUAGUUGGCUUCCAUGCUAUAUAAGGUAUUGGUGUUUAUUGUGACCAGAAUUCAAGAAAUUGAAAGUUUUGUUUCUUUAUCAAGACAAAUUGUGAUGGAUCUGUUGUAUUACUCUGUUAUCUUAUAUGAUUAAAAAAAGUCAGUUUCACUUAGUUUAAACAAUAUCUUAGUUACGAUAUUCAACAAUAUUACAUGCUACAUAUUGGGCACAAAAACAAGCUUCAAGCUUAUUUCAUUCCUGCAUACCAUAUUUUUAGCAACCACUGAAUUGAUUGUAAUGAAACGUUCAAAAUGUAUUGAUAUGAGUGAGGAGAUAUGUAAAAUGUUUUGGCUAAAUUAAAAUUCCUACAUGUGGAGGAUCAUAUUAUGUAGUCUUGAGGCUUAAACCUGAAGUUUUAUUUCAAACAGUAAUGUUUUUAUUUUAAACAUUUAUUAUUAUUGAUACAUAAGAUAAUGUUAACCAGCUGAGGAACACCAUUUUUUUACUUGCAUGUUUGAGUGUCUGGAUUAUGUUAUUUAGUGUUCAGAAAUUAAAGUUAAUCUCAUGAGAAUUUUAACUCUAGGUCCAACAUGUUAUAUAGACUUGGAUAUGUACUUAAAUAACUUUUUUACAACUUUAAAAAAGACUCCCAAUUUACAUCAGUGUAGUUCUUUUGUUAGGGCUACUCCAGUAAAUUAUGGUCAAUUUGACAAGGACGCAAAAAUAAAUUACUUCUAUCCAUGAUUUGGUUUUCUGACUGUUAUUUCUCAGCAAAUUAUCAAUUAAAUUCAAUGGCUGGUACCCUUAACAAAAAUCCUGCUGUGGGAAAGAUGUUUUACAGGAAUAGCCCCAAAGAAAACCUGGGGUUUUUGGUUGGGAUAGAUGUUUUAGUGGAAUAGCCCUAAAGAAAACAAAACCUAGGGUUUUGGCGUAAGACAGAUGUUUUGCUGGAGUAGCCCUAAACAAAACCUGGAGAGGGACGUUUUACUGGAAACGCCCUAAACAAAACCUGGAGAGGGACGUUUUACUGGAAACGCCCUAAACAAAACCUGGAGAGGGACGUUUUACUGGAAACGCCCUAAACAAAACCUGGAGAGGGACGUUUUACUGGAAACGCCCUAAACAAAAUCUGGAGAGGGAUGUUUUACUGGAAAAGCCCUAAACAAAAUCUGGAGAGGGAUGUUUUACUGGAAAAGCCCGAAACAAAACCUGGAGAGGGACAUUUUACUGGAAUAGCCUAUAACAAAACCAAAGAGGGACGUUUUACUGGAAACGCCCAAAACAAAACCUAGAGACAUUGUGGUAUUUGAUGUUAAGUAUCAAUUAACAAGGAUUUUUGUUCUACCUGGCAUGUGUUUGUAAUUCAUUUGGAACCUCAUUCACAGUUGAGUAUGAAAAAAACCUAUGAUUUGAUGUGAGGCAUUUGAAAAAAAUUAUGAAAACCUUAUGUUAAUCCUUGUAAUUAAAGAUAGUUUUGGGAUGGAAUUUUGAUGACUCUUUGUAAACAAUGAUUUCUGUCCUAAAAUGAUCGUAUUUCGACAGUUAUACUUUGCAGAAGAAAAAUUUGAAAAAAGUGACUUAUCAUUCAACUGCUUUUUUCCAGACUGUUUCAUGGAUGGCUUGCCGAGUUAAAAACCUUAAAAAGCUUGUUUUUUUGUGGUACUGGAUGGACACAUUUCAUCACAACUGUAUACAUGCUGAACACAUUUUAAUAAAAAUAUUAAUAAGAAA
Messenger RNA from Ylistrum balloti, 5807 nucleotides. RefSeq names its product IWS1-like protein. Gene Ontology annotation, cellular component: nucleus. Gene Ontology annotation, biological process: poly(A)+ mRNA export from nucleus. The record is from RefSeq and is a predicted model, not a curated record. The coding region runs from base 49 to 2487 and encodes 812 amino acids. NCBI's taxonomy places the organism in Eukaryota, Metazoa, Mollusca, Bivalvia, Pectinida, Pectinidae. The transcript is spliced from 16 exons.